GCGGCGGCCAUGUGAUGGCUGUAAGAUGGCGGCAUUCUUGGUAAUGGGCUGAGGAUGACAGAGUACAGUGGAUGUUACUUGGAUGUCCUGGUUUGCUUCGAUGCAGUCUGGAGUGACGCUAAUGAUCGGCUGACGAAGGAGAGCGUUCUUGCCUUCCAACCAAACCGAGGAGCUCAGUAGAAUCCAGCACAGAAUUUUUAAUGUAUUUUGGUAAUCAAUGCUUCAAGUGAAUAAGAAAGAAACUGGUGUAAAAUAGAUCGUAUAUGAUUGUAAGGGCUACAUCGUUCUAAUUAUGCUUGUAGAGGCAUUUUUCUAGAUGUGUUUUAAAAUACUUGGACCUUCUCAUGGGUGUCAGUAAAUUGGACGUUCUCUAUAGGCGAUUCCUUCUUACAAAACUUUUCAUCCAGGGAUGGGGAAAGCCAGAUGAUCUCAGAAGGUUGUUUGAAUUUAGGAAAACAAUAGGAAACAGAGAAAAAUGUCAACAGUUGGUACCAAAAGACUAUCCUAUAUUCAUUGACAAGGUGGAGGAACAGGCUGAUUGUCAGAUCAUGGAUGGACACUUUGUGUCCCCACUGGAUCAUUAUCUGCCAGGGAUUAUGCCAACUGAAUCUGUCAAUGCAAGGUUUCAGUUUAUAAUUCCCAAAGAAUGGAAGAGUAAAUACCGACCUGUAUGCAUUCAUCUGGCAGGCACUGGAGACCAUUUUUACUGGCGAAGACGCACCUUGAUGGCUCGUCCAAUGAUAAAGGAAGCAUGCAUUGGAUCACUUCUUUUGGAAAACCCAUACUAUGGCUACAGGAAACCUAAAGAUCAAGUGAGGUCAAGUUUAAGGAAUGUUUCUGAUCUUUUUGUGAUGGGAGGAGCUCUGGUUCUGGAGUCUGCAGCUCUUCUUCAUUGGUUGGAGAGAGGGGGCUACGGACCUUUAGGAAUGACUGGGAUAUCCAUGGGAGGACAUAUGGCGUCAUUAGCUGCAACUAACUGGCCCAAGCCCAUACCACUUGUACCCUGUCUAUCUUGGUCAACAGCUUCGGGAGUUUUUACUACAGGUGUGUUGAGCAAAGCAGUGAACUGGAGUGAGCUGGAAAAACAAUAUGCCACUGAAACUGUUUAUGAGGAAGAAAUUAUCAGAUUACUAGAAUACUGUGGAAUGGAUUCCUUCAAAAUGGGUCAAGAUUUUGUAAAGAACUCCUCAUCCACUUUGGACAAUUGGCAACACUUUGACUUUGCCACAGACAUGCAAGAAUUAAAUGUCAAGAGAGAAAUUUUGAAGACUGCGACGGUUACUCAGUUCAGUCCAGACACUGCUGCCUUUAAUGCCUCUGCACGAGAGUUUUUGCUUCAAGGAACCUCGCACAGUGGCUCUCAGAGUCACAGAAGCCCUUCAACAAACACUAGAAAGCUUUUAUCCUCUGUAAAACAUGAACCAUUAAAGAGAGAAAAGAGGAAGACCUCCCUAGAACGAGAAUCCAUACUCUUCAUGAAAGGAGUCAUGGAUGAAUGUACACAUGUGGGAAAUUUCUCAGUGCCAGUAGACCCUAGUCUGAUCAUAGUGGUACAAGCAAAAGAAGAUGCCUACAUUCCUCGAGCUGGAGUACGGAGCCUUAAUGAAAUCUGGCCUGGAUGUGAAAUCAGAUACUUGGAAGGGGGUCAUAUUAGUGCCUACCUAUUCAAACAAGGCCUCUUCAGACAAGCCAUUUAUGAUGCAUUUGAACGAUUCCUUCAGAAGUACUCCAUCUAGCACGGAAUGCUAAUUGUAGUCAACUUGUGGUUUUCAUUUGUGGCUGAUGUCAUUACACAGAGUUCUAAUCACUGCUACAAGGAAUAUCAUUGGGCAAGCAACUUUGCACUGAAGAUGGGGAGUUUAAUCAUCCUCUAUUAGUUGGAAGCCACAUAGCGAAAGAGAAACAGAAGAACUGUAUACCAACCUAAUAGAAACUAUUAUUGGUCUCAUAUUUCAAAAUUUGUUGAAACUCAAUAACUAUAUUCAUAAUUGGUGCAACCAUGCCACUCAUAGUAACAUGAUUCUCCACUUGAUGAGUUUUUACAUCUUACCAGUAAGUUUUAUUAGAUCUGUUGAAGAGUGCUUAACUUUAUUUUUUGACAAGUAUGAACUUCAGGGAAAACAGACACUUGUGUACAAGAAAAUACAAACGAAGAAACAAAUAUGUAUUUUAAAACUGACUUGAACAAGAGUAUUAGUAAUGUGCAAAAUAUAUAAAAGGGAGGAACAUGGUGCUACUUUGAGUUAUAUUGUGCCUACAGAAACUACAGAAUUUAGAAUUCACAAUUCACUUGUGGCAAAGUGACAUUAUUUAAUGAAAUCGCAAAUGUCUGACAUGAACUGAAAAAGUAAUUGACACUUUAAUGUUAAAUCUGCUUUUCUGAAUCUACACUGGAAUUAAGAUCUCACAACAAUCUUGUAAUGAUGAUUGACUAAUCUUAGGAUUCAGUGCGUGAAAACUGAUUUUUGGUUUAAGUUUUAGUUCAUAUUGGAGAACUUGUAACUGAAAAUUAUUAAAGCAGCUCAAUGUCAUAUGUGAAUUUUAUAAUUAAAUUUAAAUACUUACAAUUUUCAUUAAUAAAACUCA
Messenger RNA from Pristis pectinata (smalltooth sawfish), 2586 nucleotides. RefSeq names its product abhydrolase domain containing 18 (gene abhd18). Bases 345 to 1736 code for a protein of 463 amino acids. The record is from RefSeq and is a predicted model, not a curated record. NCBI's taxonomy places the organism in Eukaryota, Metazoa, Chordata, Chondrichthyes, Rhinopristiformes, Pristidae. The transcript has 14 exons.